Diorhabda sublineata is the source of this 4910-nucleotide messenger RNA. RefSeq names its product E3 ubiquitin-protein ligase TRIM37-like. The transcript has 2 exons. Gene Ontology annotation, cellular component: aggresome; peroxisome. Bases 479 to 3064 code for a protein of 861 amino acids. NCBI's taxonomy places the organism in Eukaryota, Metazoa, Arthropoda, Insecta, Coleoptera, Chrysomelidae. The record is from RefSeq and is a predicted model, not a curated record. Gene Ontology annotation, biological process: protein autoubiquitination; negative regulation of centriole replication. Gene Ontology annotation, molecular function: ubiquitin protein ligase activity; tumor necrosis factor receptor binding; zinc ion binding.
GUGUAUGAAACUUUCAGAAAAUUGAAACACUAUUUCAAAGAUUGUGAAGUUAUAUCUGGGAAUAUAGAAAAAAGUUAUUUUCAACAUUCAUUAUGAAAAGUGUUGCAAGUAACCGUACUAUUGAUGAUCCGUUACAUUUGUCAUCCGAUCAUCGCCCACGUUUGUCUGGUGUAAAAUAUAAACCUGGUAUUUUGUGUUCUAUGCUCGCAUUGCCUGUCUUCCUUCUUAUUUUGUGUUGUGUAUUUGACGUUUCUCAGUGUUUAGUGGAUUGAAUAAGUAGUUCUAGAGGAAUUUGAGUUGUUUUAUUUUUUAGUGAUUGAUAAUUUUUUCUUAUUGAACAUGAUGAAGCAUUCCAAAUAAAAGAUGAAAUCGAUUUACAGUAAAUAAAAUCAACAGUCCUGUUGUGAAUUCCAAUCAAAGCAGUUGGAAAACAAGUGACCUGGUAUUGAAGAGGUUUCACACAAAUUAAAACAUCCAAAUGGCAACUAGAAAUAAAGUAGGAACAAAACAUGAUGAACAUAGUGUUGAAACUCUUGCAGAAGUUUUUCGGUGCUUUAUAUGUAUGGAAAAAUUGAGAGAUGCCCAUUUAUGUCCCCAUUGUUCAAAAUUAUGCUGUUAUGUAUGCAUACGCAGAUGGCUUACCGAACAGAGAUCACAGUGUCCCCAUUGCCGGGCUUCUUUACAUUUACAUGAACUUGUUAACUGCAGGUGGGUAGAGGAAGUUACUCAACAGCUGGAUAGUUUGCAAGCUGUGAGUCUUAAUGGAAGUAGAAGUGAGGAUAAUGAUAGGGAUAAAUGUUCAACACAUUUGGAAAAACUUUCAGUAUAUUGUUGGACAUGUCGAUGUUGUAUUUGUCAUCAAUGUGCUCUCUGGGGUGGUACUCAUUCUGGGCACACUUUUAAACCAUUAGAUGAAGUAUAUGAGCAGCACGUCACUCAAAUAAAAGAUGAAGUUACUCAGUUACGUAGAAGAUUAAUGGAACUCAUUAGUAUUGUACAAGAAGUAGAACGAAAUGUUGACUCAGUUAGAUCUGCUAAAGAUGAACGAGUGAGAGAAAUUCGCAAUGCAGUUAAAGUAAUGAUAGCACGUUUAGAUUCUCAAUUAAAAACAAAGUUACUUACUCUUAUGGGACAAAAAGAUUCACUUACUCAGGAAACUGAACAGUUAGAACAUUUACUCCAUGAAAUUGAGCAUCAGUUACAUGUAUGCUCUAGAUCUGAACUGAUAUCAAAAAGUAGUGAGAUAUCUAGAAUGAUCCAUGCCAUAAGAAAAAAGCCGAUGACUAGUUUUGUGACUGCUCCCGUUCCUGCUGAUUUCCAUAGUGAAAUUGUACCAGCAUAUGAUAGUUGUACUUUUGUAAUGCACAGUUUUUCUCGUUGGCAGCGGAAAGCCGACCCUAUUUACUCAACACCAUUGCAUUGUAAUGGAUUAUGUUGGAGGUUAAAAGUAUACCCGGAUGGAAAUGGGGUUGUAAGAGGCAACUAUUUAUCAGUAUUUUUGGAACUUAGUGCAGGCUAUCCAGAAACUUCAAAAUACGAGUACCGUGUUGAAAUGGUACACCAAGCUACUAGAGAUUCUUCAAAAAAUAUAGUUAGAGAAUUUGCUUCAGAUUUUGAAGUAGGAGAAUGUUGGGGUUAUAAUAGAUUUUUUCGUCUUGAUCUUUUAGCUAGUGAAGGUUAUUUAGAUCAAGCCAAAGAUACACUAGUAUUAAGAUUUCAAGUAAGAGCUCCGACAUUUUAUCAGAGAUGUAGAGACCAACAAUGGUACAUAAACCAAUUACAAACUGUUCAGCAUCAAUAUAUUACUCAAAUAAAUGAAUCGAAAGAAAGAUUAGCCACAGAAAUUUCCAGAAAUGCUGUGGCAUCUAGUCUAUUGCCAAAGACACAAGGAGAUAUGUCUAACCUUGCAUUAGUAAAAAAUAUUUAUGGUAUACCUAGUCCUGAUUAUAUACCUGUAGCUUCAACAUCUCACACGGCAGCUGAUAAGUCUUUCUCAAGUGAAUUGGCUGAUUUUGCCAAAAGUUUAACAGCAGCUGGGGCAACAGCUCAAAUAAAAACAGAUGAAUGCCCUUGUUCUUCAAGAGAAAAAGUAGCUAAUGAUUCAACAAAGAAAAUAGAUUCUCCUCAUCGUCUUGGAUUGAGUGCUUCCUUAAGUUCUCCAAAUCUUCUAAAUACAGCUGUAUCAUCUUUAAUGUUGUCAAGUGGUAGUAGUAGUAGUAGUAGUGUCAGUGAUAUUAGUGAACCUGAAGCUUUAAUUGAAGAUUUGGAACAUAGAGAAGCAACAUCUAAUGAUGAGAAUGAUGUAGACAUUGAAACAAUGUCUGGAGAAAAUGAUGUAGAAUAUGCGGAAUUUUCUAUGGCACAAAGAAUGUUAGAAAAGGAUCCUAGUUCAGCUAAUAGCAGUGUUGUAGGAGCUACAGCACUUUCGCCAACAGAAAUAAGUAACUUUGAAGAAAGGUUGAAGUUAUUCAGCUUUUUUGAAAAUUGUCCCAGGAAUAAUGGGAUACAAGAAGCUACAAACAGUCUAUUAGAUCUCACUGGUUCAAAUUUAGAUCUAGCAUUGCUAGGUACCAUUUCCACUGAUUCAAUGCAAGCUGAUGGAAACGUAACUCCUGAGAAUAGAAAAAAACUUAAAAAUAGGUUUAGACAUCUGGAUAUCACUGGUCCAAGUCCUAGCAAUUCAGUGGGAGUAUGGAGUGAAACUGUUCCCCUCACUCAAAUAACUAAGGAAUCUGUUAUGGGCCCAUUAGAAUCAUUUUUACGCUCAAUUAAUUGUUAUCCUGAGCAUGAUAGGAAUAGACCGAAGGAGUCUCCAAUGAAAGAAAGGAAGAAACAUUCUAACUCUCAACCUAAAUUUCCAGUUGUGCCAUCAGCAUCACCGCCACCGUUGAGUGAUAAUGCAGAAGGCAUUGUAGUUGAACCAACUUCUACAGCCUUUAGCUGGACCCCAUCCUUAUUGAAUCAACGAAGAUCAAAUAAGUCGCCAAGAUUAUCUCCUGGUGAUUUGGCUAGACCUGAAAAAGAAGCAAGUAAAUUUUCGGAAAAUCAACCUCGUUCCUCUUAGAUGUAGUUAAAUUUAAAAUCAUAUUACAAAAUUUAUAUUUAUUGAUGCUAAAGAACUGUUGAUAAUUUUUUUUUCUAUUUUCUAAAGAUACAUUCAAAUUUUAAUAAGAUAACUGAGAAAAUUCGUCUUAAUGAAUAGAAAAUCUGUGUUAAAAUGGAAAUAAAAAUGUAAAUCUGUGACUGUGUGUUUAAUUAUCAAUCAUUAAUAUGUUUAUGUGAAUUAUCAUUAAAGGAUUUUUAGGAAUAAAGUUCAUCAGCUCUAAUUGAAUUUAUUCUAAACAAUUUCUAUUAAACUAAUUUGGAUGUAGUUUAUUCAAGACGUAAUCAUAUUAAUUUACCAAUGUAUAGAUUCACAGAUACUUUCAAUAAACAUUUCAAAUUCUCUGAAACAUAUUAAAUUUAAUAUUGUUUGUUGGCUCCUUAGUAUUAGUUUCUUAUUGAUUCCUUCAAUAAUUUACAUAUCUUUAGUAACCGACCAAAAACUUUAGUGUUUGCUUUUUCUAUAUACAUGUCGACUCAUGUGUCGUGGUAUUUCCUAUAUACAGGGUGAGUCGGGAGGAGUGUUAUAUACACGUGAAAAUGAUGUAAAAAAACUCAUAAUGUUCUUAACCGAUUUUCAUUUGUUUUCAAGUUAUAGCAUAUUAACAAAUAAACAAAUUAUCACAUAAAAAUUUUCUUAAUCAUAGCGUUCUUUCAAUAAAUGUUCAAAAAUAUCGCCAUUGACUUCGAAAAAGAAAGAAAAAAAUUUAAAUAUGUAACAUGAAAAAAAACACACUUUUCUGUCAAUGAAUAAGUAAUGAACUAAACUUCAUUAUUAUGGUGUUUUAUAUUACGUACAAGAGCAGAGCCGUAUAGCCCAAAUAUAACGAUUGGGGUCAAUUCACCUCCAUACCAAGUUGAUCCCUGUAGUUAUAGGUUGAGCCCAAAAAUUUCGAAAAAAAAUUUAUUUGCAAUCAUUUAAUAUUAAAAUAACAAAUUUGGUACACUGUAUGAGACUGUAGGGCUUUAAGUGAUUGUGAAUAGAAGAGGAUCGAACUAUUCUAGGGGACUAAUUAAGAGUGACCCAACCUUAAAAUUUCGCAAAAGUUUGUUAUCAGUUGAUUUAAAAAUAGUUAUUUAUGUAACAAGUGUCUAAAGUAGACACGACAAAUGCGACAAUCACAUAAGUCGAAAAAAGGGCUUAUACAUACAUACGAAUUGCAUACAAUAUUUUUUCUACUAGCGAAAAUUCUAUCAAAAUACAAAAGUUAAUGGUAAUUUUAUUCACACACUAGUGCGUAAAGUGAGUUUAAUUUGUCGUAAGAAGGAACUAUAACGUUGUUAUUGGUUUUUCCUAAAAGAUAUAAUAUUUUUAUUAAUAUUUUGAACAUUUUAAUCAAGAUUAGAACAAAUUAACAAAACAACAGACGAAUUCAAUUAGUAACAAUACUAAUAUUAAAAGUGCACUUUGUGCAGAUAUUAAAUUUGUCAACUCUUCUUUUUGGCAUGCAUAAAUGCCACCUAAAAAUAAUUCUUACUAAAUAAGUAGAAAAAAAUUAGAAUGAGCGCGACUUGAACCUAAGUCCUCCCGCAUGUGAUCCUUAUACUCUAGCCACUACGCUACGGAGACCUUAAUAAUAAUUUUCUGGCACUACUGCUUAAGGUGGGGGUUGGGUUUUAAAACAUUUUUUCGCAUUUUUUUUUUAAUGAAUAUGUCGAGAAUAUUGUGAACAAAUUUUAAGUCAAUCCUAGUAAAACUAAUGGAGUUGCAAAAUCAACAGGUGAUCAAGAAGAAUUUGUAAAUUAAUCGCGAUUUUUUCAGCUAAAAUCGUGUUUUUCACCUCCAAGUGCUGCAAAAAAUAGAAAAA